CGGAUUCAUACCCUCUCAUGCGUGUGUACGUAAGAUUAACGUGAUAGAAAGUUAAUUUUGAAGGUUGUGUGUGUGUGUGUGUGAUAGAUAGUGCCACUAUUUCUUCGGCUACACAUCACUAAACAUACAGACAAGUAUGAAGACGCACCUGUCCGACUCAAACAUUGCAAAGUUAUUUAUAGUUUACAUGAUAGAGUCGGACGGGUGACCUUGAGGUCCGUAUUCUGAAACGCUUUCCCCCCACCACAGCUGUUUUCAAGCGUACAGAGAUAACUGGGUUCUCAAAAGAGUUUCUCUUCUUAAUAACGUAAAAAUCUUGUUAAGGUGUCAAACACCUUUACACAUCCGUCUAACUUCAACUAGAGCAUUUUGAAUGUAAUGGAGGUGCGGCGCAGAAGUGUCCUGAGUCACCAAUGAGUGUGUGUAUGUUCACUUAAUAAUAUGCUCACAGGUGGACACAUCUGCAGCAGCCUUACUAAUGUAACCACACUGAACACACAUGAGCAAUGACAAAAAAAUUCCUGCAUUUUGACGCAACUUUCACUUGUUGAUCGAUCGACGUUUUUACCCGUUACGUCAUUAGCGAAUAUCUACACACACACACACACACACACACAUAGACAUUCAUACACACGCGAGGCAAGAGAGCAAAGAUCAUAGUCUCAUGGCAACAUUAAUCACACUGGUGGCUUCACAACGGAAGGCUCAAUACAUGGCAACGUGCCCACGAGGGAGGGCGUGUGUGCGGGCGUCGCCUCCCACGUCCCAUGCCUGAAGCUCGGCCUGUGGAGGUCAGUCAGCGCUAAAACCGCCCCGCCGUACGUGUAUCCUACGCUGUUGUGAAGAUUACUCGAUCGUCACUUUCGUGGUGUUUACCCGGUUUGUGCUGCCGUUGUUCCCUAUGCCACAUGGACGUCCAGACGCGUACUCAGACCGACAUGUAAUGAAUACAGCAGGAAAUGGUGUGGCGAGUUCCCUGCUGCUUGCAGGCAUGUGCUGCACGUGCAGUGGUCACCCCACUUGUCGCUGUGACUGAGUUCAAGAUUCGCCGUCAUCUUGCCAACAUCCCCGCUGAACUUCUAAUUGCCAGGGCCACAGCAGAACUGCUGGUGCGUGGAAAUGAAUAUGAAGACGAUGAUGAAACAUUACAUGUUUAUGCUUCUGGAAGUGAUGACGACAGUGAUGAAGCGCCACAUGCAAGUGCUUCUGGAAAUGAGAUUCCAAUACAAAUGGACACCAUGGAUCACGUGAUGCUGCAGGUGAAGAUUGUAGUGGAGGAAGUGAAGCAGUGGUGGAUGACAAUACCAGGCACAAAUGCAGGUCCAAAACAUGUUCUGGAGUUGGCCCUUGAUGCCCACACUGACGUUCAUCCGAAGCAUGACCAAGACUUUCCUCGGCAUCUAUCACGCUUAUUGCUGCGGUUGGUGCUCCUUCAAGACGUCUUUCUUGACCGAGACCACGGUGACAAGGAUCGGCGUUGUGUGAUACCUUUUGCAUGGGAACGCUGGACAGCUAGGUUGGUGGCUCAACUGGCACCUUUCGCCCAGAUGGUCCAUUUGAAGGUGUAUGGUGGCUUGUACCCCAGCAUAUUAGCCGCAGUGUUGAGAGGAGCCUCACACCUUGCCUCUCUUUAUAUUUCACAUAUUAACAUCACAGAUGAAAUCCUGCUGGUUAUCGCAAGAAAGUGCUCAAAGCUUCACACACUUUAUCUCCUUCAUAACUUUCCUUGGCUAGUUAUUUCUAUGAAGGCAUUUUGUGCUGCAUUUUUUGGUGGUGCUACUCAUAGGGAAGUGAAUUAUGCUUAUAAAAAGGGCUCUCUCCAGGACAUCAAACAAACUUUUCCAAAGCUAAAGAACAUAGAUUUAGCCUAUGGUGAUACUGAAGUGGCCAGAGAAUUUCAUAAACUUUUACUAACUUUUUAUCCUGACCUGGAAAACAUCAACUGCCCCUGGAAGACCACCUACUUUGAGGAUGGAUAUCAGAAUCAUGGCCAUGACGUUCUCAUACCACUUGUAUCUCGGAAGCGUCCCCUUGCAAUUCAAAAUGUUUUUUUUGAUGACAAUACUUUAUACAAUCUUGGGCAUCAGUUCCUGCACCAGCUCACUUGCUGUUGCCCACAGGUACAGAUUAUUACUCUGGAUUGUAACUUGCGAGAACCUAAGCAAAGGUCUGAGGUUACUGGUAAUCAACUUGUGCAGCUAAAAACUUCUUGGAAACAUCUAGCUAAACUGCAUCUCAAUGUAAACAGCAAAAAUCAUUUAACACAAGCACUGUUGUUGCCCUUCCUGCGGGCUCAUGGGACCAAACUCACCACCCUCAUGGUGGAGGCUACAUCACCUGGCCAGAUGCUCCAUGUUCCCACUCUCUGCAUCUUAUUACAGGAAUGCCCUAACCUUACCCACCUUGGGGUGCGGGUGUGGAGCAAGAACAUGGUGGAGGCAGAGCUGGAUGACCGAGGGCAUCUUGGAAUAGCAAAUUGUUUAGCUCUUCAAGAAUUUACUUUGCAUGAAGAAGGUCCAGGAGAUGCAGAUGAGGCAGCGGCAGAGGCAAGGCAUGCAGAGCAGUGGAUGGCACUGCUACAAGGGGUGGUGGGUGCUGCUCCAAACCUGUCCAGCCUGAGUCUCAGCAUAUGUUCUGGACUGGCCUCCAUCUUGAAUAAACUUGCCUGCAAUGUUCACAUCCUGCACUUGCAUGUGAAAGAUGGUUAUGAAUGGCAGCCUACUAUUGACCAAGUGUGCCAGCUGGUGUGUCAGCUGCCACACUUGCACCACCUGUACCUUGAGGAGGUGUGUGGCCAGCUGUACUGGAGACUCAAGCGCCGCUAUCAGCAUGCUGACCUGCAGCUACACUGGGGCAACCUCUAUGGAUGGCCCAGGACUUAACUCUGCUUAUAUUUAACCUCCAUAUGUAACAUUCCAUAUAGACUUGCUAUUAUAAUCAUGAUCUUAAUUCUGCAAGUGAGAUAUCAAAGUUGUAAGUAAUAAUGUCAAAAAUGACAUUUUAUUGAGAUCUAGUACAAUUAAGGGAAAACAUGAUUUUCAAUAUAUUUUUCAAAGUACAAGUUACAUAAUUUUUCUAAUAAAUUCUGCAUACGAUUUAAUAACAUCACACUGUGAAGAAUUACAGUAAGACAAGGUGACAGCCUGGUGCUGCCUGGAGCAUUGGUCCAGAUGCCUCAUCAUCUCACCCACCUCUUUGCAGCACAAAAGGCUAGAGUCAAUAUACAUAAACCACACAAGUAUCACACAUGAUGGUUGCAGACUUUAUAAUUUGUGACAUAUAACAAACAGUACUUCAAGAUUCUUACACAUAAAGCAAGAAAACUAAUAAUAAUUGAGAUCAAAUACUGAUAUCAAGAAUUGUAUAUACAUCUUGUAUUGUUUGGCUGAUACCUGCCACAAUCAGCCAAUGGAUCAGUUUGACUCACCCUGACCAGACACCACAAUGGACUCACUGCCUGUCAUUCCUCACAGUAUUCCACUGCCUUACAUUAUGACUGCUGUUUGAACCAAUAACUGUCUUCUUAUGGGUGACAUCAUCUAACACUUACAACCAAGUGACACAUGAACAAACAUCGGUGAACAGCAGUGAAGUAGCAUGGAGUGAAAUAAGAUUUCCUGAAUAAUGCACUGAGUUAACAUAACACCUCUUAAAUUUAGGAAGAAAGCUUCUAUAAGGAACAUAUUCCAUGUGUUAAAGAUCUGAAAUAAAACAGACAAAUAUGAUGUUAGUACUAUCACCUUGUAAAGCUAUGAUAAACUUAAAUAUGCAGUUUUUCAUUGCAUGUUCUUCAAAAAGACACAUGAUGCCAUAGACUGAGAGAAAAAAAAACAUGAGAUGCAAUAAAGAACAGCAAGCAAGGGGCAUUCAUGAGGGCUAUCUUGGUUAAAUCCAUUUAAGUGUUGAAUAAUCAUUAUACAAAACAAACAAAUUUCAGUAACUGAUGACAGCUUCACUAUUGCUCUUGGCUAAACAACAUAUGCAUUAAAGAUCUUAUACUGAUUAGAUGUUAGAACUUAUAUAAGUUUCUUGUAUAAAUCAUGUUGAUAGUUAAAUGGCAGAACUAUGCUUUAAAAUGUAUGGAAUAUAAAAGGUCUGGGCUUCGAACACUGAAGUGUGGUCCACUUAAGCGCCUCCCUGGCUGGCUGGUGAGUGUCAGUGAGGUUGUGCACUGAUCUUUGUGUUACUUCAUAAUGGUAAGUUUGAUUGUUGCACUGUUUGUGUUCAUGUAUAUGACAAAAAACAAACAAAUAUUGAAGGUAGUAGCACAAAUGAUAGUGGCAGUACUAGUAGUAGUAGUAGUAGUAAUAAAGGUUACCACUAUUGUCAGUUAUGAUAGCAGUGGAAAAUGUGGUGGUGGUAGUGUGAGUCUGUAUGAUUUCUUGUUCCUUUCACAUUCUGGCUGCCUCAUUGUUGUUUUUGUUCUGUCAGCUCAUGGCAAGGAAACACCUCUGCAGAGUGUAAAAGGCAGGAGAAAAGCUGUAUCAGAAAAAAAGUAUAAUGUAAUCUUCUCUUCAAGUAAAUCUUCUAACACCAAAACUUCUCACUGUUGCUGUUCACAUGAUGAAAAACAAACAUGCAUUACUGAAACCAUAUAUGAACUCUAACUAUAAGGUACAUAUUUAUACUUAAUGCAGAAAUAAAGACUUCCUUAAAUGAAA
Messenger RNA from Scylla paramamosain (green mud crab), 4661 nucleotides. RefSeq lists its product as uncharacterized. The record is from RefSeq and is a predicted model, not a curated record. Lineage: Eukaryota; Metazoa; Arthropoda; Malacostraca; Decapoda; Portunidae. The transcript has 3 exons. Bases 960 to 2882 code for a protein of 640 amino acids.